This is a messenger RNA of Adineta ricciae, 1083 nucleotides long. The record is from the annotation of a GenBank genome assembly. Lineage: Eukaryota; Metazoa; Rotifera; Eurotatoria; Adinetida; Adinetidae.
AUGACGUACACGUUAAGUAAAGAUACGAUCUCAGCAGCGACGUUAUAUAAUGAAUUACUUGUGAUAACAUUCAAAGAAAAGAAACAAAUAAAAUUAUCCGCUUUACCGGCAAGUAAAUUACAAGAAUUGAAAUUUAUGUUAGAAGCAUUAUUGAAUGAUGAUCCGACAGGUUAUGAAGAACAUGAGAAGAAGUUUUGUCAGGUGUCGACGAAUUCAAACUAUGCAUCGCGUAAUUCUAUCACCAACACAAGUACUACGAGUAUGAAUUUAUCGACAGAUGCAAGUAGUAAGAAACAACCGAAAUUGGACAAAAUGAAACAUGCUAAUCAAGUUUUCGAAAAUGAUGAAAAUUCACAACCAUCUGUAGCAAAUAUUUCCAAGGCAGCUGAGAAGAAAAAAAAUGCUUUGCAUAGUGCUUCGAAUUUCUAUCCUCACUCUCAGCAUCAUUCUAUCGAUGAAAAUUUCGAUCACAUCAAUGAUACUUCGCAACAAUCUCGUAAGCGCACAAGUGCGAAUCAAUCAGGUAGUUCAGGCGUUCGUUUCGAACAUGCAACAUCACCCUACUUCUUCAAUCGAACAGAGAAUAAAAUGAAACGACACUUAUCGAAUGGAGAAUCUCGUAUUAGUCCACUGAAAAACAUUCAUUCUAAACCAUUGAAUAACACACCUCUUUGGGAUAAUGAUGAUGAGAGUUAUCUCUAUGAUUGGCGUGAUUCACCAUAUACAACAAAACGAUCGGAUAGCCAGACGUCAGCUGACUUAUCAAUAUCGAAAGCAAUGACAACAACGAUGAAUUUACGAAAGAAAGGUUUGAAAAAUAUCGGUGCGACAUGUUACAUGAAUUCCAUUCUUCAAUGUUUGCUGAAUAUCGAUCCAUUCCGUUAUGAUUUAAUGGUGACAAAUUCCGAACUGAUCACAUCACCCUUACUCGAAGACAAUACAAUCUAUCUUUCUGUUCUACAAAUUCUGUCUCUCUUACAAGAUCGUCAAUCAACACAAUCACAAAAUAAUACAACAACUCAAUUAACUGACGAUGAACGAACAGUUGAAUCACAAGCGUUGAUUAAUUUGAAAAAAGCAUAA